Diabrotica virgifera virgifera (western corn rootworm) is the source of this 1781-nucleotide messenger RNA. RefSeq lists its product as uncharacterized. The transcript has 4 exons. Gene Ontology annotation, molecular function: RNA-DNA hybrid ribonuclease activity; DNA binding. The coding region runs from base 96 to 1781 and encodes 561 amino acids. The record is from RefSeq and is a predicted model, not a curated record. NCBI's taxonomy places the organism in Eukaryota, Metazoa, Arthropoda, Insecta, Coleoptera, Chrysomelidae.
UGAACCUGCGUAGAAGAUUUUUGUCUGACAAAUUCGUAUUAAAGUUAAGUUCUCAGAAAUCUAAGGUGUUGGCUAAAAUAUCCAGUUUAGCCAGUAUGGUUUUGACAUCUAAAUAUUGGGAGAAGAAAAAAACACCGUUAUUAGUUGAAAGUUUUAUUACCAAUGUACACAGAUAUGAACAACUUUAUCAAUCCAAUGGUAUCCCUUUAUGGAAUUAUCCCUAUGAAAUGUUUCUAUAUCCAGUAAAGACUCAUAUUAAUGUUAGAUACUUGUGUCAAAACAGUGAUAUUAUACAAAAAGAACAUUAUCGGGAAUGUACAGUUAAGUGGAAGGAGUAUGGAAAAAUUUAUACUGAUGGAUCGAAAUCGGAACAUGGAGUUGGUUGUGCCGUUUAUUACCCUUCUAAAAAUAUUAAGUUAAUAUACAAACUACCAGAAAUGUUGUCAAUUUUCAGUCCAGAGCAUAUUGCCAUAAAACUAGCAAUUAGUAUGUGUUUAGAACAAAAAGAUGAUAAAUUUGUUAUAUUCACAGACUCUAAAAGUUCUGUAGAAAAACUUAAAAACCUUUGUUUAAAUCCUAAUUUAAAUUAUAUACUUCUUGAUAUUUUGGAAUUGUAUCACAAUGUAUUAAGUAUGGGAAAACAAAUUUAUAUUUCAUGGAUCAAAGCCCAUUCAGGUAUAGAAGAAAAUGAAGAAGUGGAUUCUUUAGCAAAAAAUGGUGCGAAAAAUGGAAGAAUACUCGGAUCAAAAAUACCAGAGUCUGACUUUAUUCCAAUUUUUCGAAAGGAACUAAAGGAAAAUUGGCAGCUAAAAUAUGAAUUAGGAGAGAAGGGACAGUUUUUUAAGAAUAUACAACCAAAAAUAAGGGACAAACCAUGGUUUGAGAAUAUAUGUAAUCGUUCAAUUAUUCGGAUUAUAAGUCGAAUGCGCUGUAAUCAUGCCUUAUUUCCCGUGUAUAAAUGUAAAAUAGGUUUGUUAGAUAAUAAUAAAUGUCUUUGUGAUGAAAUUGCCGAUUUACAACAUAUUAUUUUAGAAUGUCCUUUAAAAAAAUUAGAAAUUGACAAGCUUUAUCAAAAUUUAAUAUCUUACAAUAUGAAAUUUCCAAUAAAUGUUUCAAAUCUAUUGACAUUAGAGGAUAAUAAAAUAAUGGUUAGGACUUAUGUUCGGAAGACGACAAGACAGCAAUGGGAUUCAAAUUCAAUGAAACUUGCAUUGGAAAAUAUUUCUAACGGUAUGCCUUUUAAAAGAGCUGCUAGGCUUUAUAAUCUGCCUUUAAGUACUUUAAAAAGAAGGGCCAAAAAUCGAAAUGUAUUGGAAGCUAGUGGACAAUCUUCGGAUGAUGUCAGCCUUUUUGGAAACAAUCCGGAGGAAUUAUCGGACAAUGAAACUAUAGUCACUGCAGCUUUAAAUCCGGAAGUUGUUGCUUCAAAUCAUAAAGUUGACGUUACAAGCUCCGUAGUUGGUAAUUCAAUCCCAAUUUCCGAAAUUAGCACUUCAAAACAAAAUGAAAUUCCAUCAUCGCUGGACGAUACUUUUGUAACUCCAUAUGAUAUAUAUCCACUACCUCAGGCACCUCCUCAGACAAGGAGUUCAAGGCCUUCGCAAGGAUCGACUGUUUUCACCUCCACACCAAAUUAUUUUUUGAUGAAAGCAAAACAAAAAACACCCAAGCCAACUCCACUAUCAGCUAGAAAAGCUCUCAGCAAAAAGGUGUUUCGAAGAAACAAAGAAAAUAAGAGAUUUGAUGAUGAUGAAGAUGACGUUGCCUGUAUAUUUUGCUAA